Dictyostelium discoideum AX4 is the source of this 885-nucleotide messenger RNA. It is a transcript of the gene ucpB, whose product is annotated as mitochondrial substrate carrier family protein. Gene Ontology annotation, biological process: transmembrane transport. Gene Ontology annotation, cellular component: mitochondrial inner membrane. NCBI's taxonomy places the organism in Eukaryota, Evosea, Eumycetozoa, Dictyosteliales, Dictyosteliaceae. The transcript has 3 exons. The coding region runs from base 1 to 885 and encodes 294 amino acids. The record is from RefSeq and is a predicted model, not a curated record.
AUGACCAGCCAAGAAUCAAUUGGAAUUAAAUUUUUAUUUGGGGGAUUAUCAUGUAUGGGAGCAGCAGUGGUUUCUAACCCUGUUGAUGUAUUAAAAACUAGAUUUCAAAUUCAUGGAGAAGGUAUUGAUAGUAAAAGUUUAGGAUUAGUUAAUGGAACUAUAAAAAUAAUUAAAAAUGAAGGUAUUUCAGCAAUGUAUAAAGGAUUAACACCAUCAUUACUUAGAGAGGCAACUUAUUCAACAUUAAGAAUGGGUGGAUAUGAUGUUAUAAAGAAUUAUUUUAUAGAUUCAAAUGGUAAAACCAACCUUUUAUCAAAAGUCACAUCUGGUGCUUUAUCAGGCGCCCUUGGAGCAUGUAUUACAUCACCAACUGAUUUAAUUAAAGUGAGAAUGCAAGCAAGUUCUAAAGGUGUUAAAUACGAUUCAAUUUCAUCAGCAUUUAAAGAAAUCAUUGCAAAGGAAGGUAUUAAAGGUCUAUGGAAAGGUGUUGGACCAACUACCCAACGUGCAGCAUUAUUAACAGCAUCUCAAAUACCAUCCUAUGAUCAUAUUAAACAUAUGAUUCUAGAUCAUGGUAUUAUUCAAGUCGAUGGAUUGCAAGUUCAUAUUGUAUCUUCAAUUUUCGCAGGUUUAAUCGCUUCAAUCACCACCUCACCAGUUGAUUUAGUUAAAACUAGAAUAAUGAAUCAACCUUUUGAUUCUAAUGGUGUUGGUUUAAUUUAUAAAUCAUCAUAUGAUUGUUUUAAAAAAACUUUUCAAAGUGAAGGAAUUUCUGGCCUUUAUAAAGGUUUUUUACCAAAUUGGUUUCGAAUUGGACCACAUACUAUAGUUACAUUCAUUCUUUAUGAAUAUUUAAGAAAAGUUAGUGGAAUAAAACCGAUUUAA